UUCACACGAUAUUCAUCAGUUACAGCCCUGUACUGUCACUGAGCUCAAACCACAACAAAGCCCCGUCACACGCUGCCUCUCAUAUGCACAAGACUCGCAGGUUCUCAGUACGAGGGAUGGUUUCCUACAUGUCACAUUCAAACAGAAAACAAGCUGAAAUAGAACACUGUUGUGGGGAAAUGAUGCACCAAUGUAAGUGACCUAUUUCACAUUCUUAGAGCUUUCUUUGGGCAAAUUAAGACUUUUUCGUAAUGCAGAAAAUACCGUCACUCAUUCUGUCUAUUUGGAGGAGAUAACGAUCAGCAUUACCUACAGAACUUGAAACACCAUGAAAGUGAUCUCAACUUAAGACGUUAGAUUAAAUUGUUCUGGGCAACAUGCACAUUGGCCGCAGACACUCAUGGUUCCUAAUGCCACUGUUUCUGACUGGUGUUAUUUGCAACUGGUGGAAAGUGGAAUAUCAGCAGCAGCAUAUGUGUGCAGUGGAAGGCUCGUCUGUGGUUAUUCCUUGUUCAUUUUCCUCUCCUGGGUCGCAGAGAGUGAAGAAAGUCAUGUGGGGUCAGGAAAAGUCUCAGAGUUUCAUUUCUGAAAGUAAUUCAAGAAAAUUCCAGUACAUUGGUGACACACGUAGCAAUUGUUCUUUGAAAAUACACCAAGUGGAGAAAAAUGAUGCAGGAAAAUACUCCGUCAUAAUCAUUACGGACAAAGCCAAAAGGAUUCGGCCUAGAAAUGGAACACUCACACUGAAGGUUGUUGCUUUGCAUGUUUCUGUGACAAGACGCAACAGGAACAGAAUAACAAAGGAAGGUGACUCAGUGAAUCUGACCUGCUUUAACCCCUGUGAUGGUGGAAACUCUUCUUCUGCUUUCACCUGGUUUAAAAAUGGAGAACUUUUACAUGAAGUACCCGCGCUUUAUCUCGGCAACAUGUCCAACACAAACUCUGGAAACUACACUUGUUCUCUAAAGACACAACCAGGAAGUACUUCAGAAGCCGUAAACAUCGAUGUCCAAUACGGUCCAAGGAACACAUCCAUCUUUAUCAAGGAGGUGGAGAAUAUCAGCGACUUCACCCUGAUCUGCAGCAGCCAGGCAAACCCCCCAGUGAAGUUUUACUCGUGGUUUAAAAAGGAUGAGGACAAUAUGGUUGUUGCACAUCGUUCUGUGCUCUUCUGUGGUGAAGGGGGCCAGUUUUUCUGCAACGCCGGCAACAAGCAUGGAAGCCAAAACUCCUCUGUUGUGAAUGUAAAGAGUAAAGCAUGUUGGACGACUUUGACCAGAGACGUGUUUAUUAUCAUUACAGCUGCUGUGCUUCUGAUCGUGACCUCUGUCAUUGUCAUCACAAUAAGACUCAAAAAAAAAAGGGCAUGGGAACCAAAGCUGGACUGCAGGGAGGAGGUACAGAACACAGACUAUGUCAACUGGCUCCCCUGUGACAAUAACCAAUCACAAGAAGGGAUUCAGCUUGACGAAGGGACAGAACUCAUCUACGCAACUGUUGACCUCAUCAACAGAGAGUCAAACAUCAGAGGGCAGCAGAUGGACUCCUGUACGGAUGACCAAAGUGUGAUUUACAGCAUGGUGUGCAGGCACCAGCUGGUGAACCCUUCAAACACUGAGGAUUCCUGAUUUGACAUCAAGAACAUGCAGUCAGGAUUUUAACUUUUGAGGGAAUAUGUUUCAGCAGGAUGCACAGCACAUGCAUCACAGGGGAGAUAUAUGUUAUAAUCCAGACAAAAAAUAAAACAUGUAAAUGUGUUAACAUUGAA
This is a messenger RNA of Labrus mixtus (cuckoo wrasse), 1768 nucleotides long. Its product is annotated as B-cell receptor CD22-like. Lineage: Eukaryota; Metazoa; Chordata; Actinopteri; Labriformes; Labridae. The record is from RefSeq and is a predicted model, not a curated record. The coding region runs from base 378 to 1628 and encodes 416 amino acids. The transcript is spliced from 9 exons.